AUGUUGAGCUGGGUCCAGAGGGUGCUGCCUCAGCCCCCAGGGACCCCUCAGAAGACCAAGGUAGAGGAGGAGGGAGCCGCAGAGCCAGAGCCAGAGCCAGAGGUGAAGCAGGAACCAGAGCUGGAGCCUGAAACAGCCCUUGAGGAGGCCGAGCAAGGGGACUCCCUGCUACCUGAAGAGCCAUUGGAGGAAGUGGCUGCAGCUGACCCAGGCCCUCAGGAAAUCCAGGAGGCUGCCCCGAGUCCACCUACAUCCGUCCAGGCCCAGAUCACUGUGGCUCCUGAAGUGAACAGCAGUUCCAACGACUGGGUGCUGACAUGGCUUAAGAAGAGCGUGGAGAAGGUGGUCCCACAGCCUGUCCCCAGCAGCAGGCUGGCCCAGAGCACCGCUGCUGGCAGGGAGGGCCCUGCUCAGGCAGGAGCACAGGUGUCUGGGCAAUGCAGCACUGGGAGCUCAGAUGGACUUGGUGAGGCUGCUGGGGACACCGGGUCUGGGCCCUGGCUGCUCAGGUGGCUUGAGCAGAAUCUGGAGAAAGUUCUGCCUCAACCCCCCAAAACCUCCAAGGACCAGAGAGAUGAACCUGCAGAUGCUGCCUUGGACACAGAGCCCCCUGGGCCCACCCUGGAAACAGAGCCCGUGCUGCAGGCCCCAGAGAGCUCCUGCGUGCCCACUGCUGGCCCCUUGGAGCCCCAGGAGGAGCUGCCUUCAGAGCCCCAGCUCAGCCCUCAGGCUUCCUCCUUGCUGCUCCCCAGUGACCCUGCCAGGUUGAUGGCUUGGCUCCUGCACAGGCUGGAGAUGGCCCUGCCGCAGCCGGUGCUCCAUGGGAAGGCCAGGGAGCAGGAGCCUGACUCCCCUGUGACUUGUGACGUGCAGACCAUCUGCAUCCUCCCUGGAGGCCAAGAGGAGCCCGAUCUCGUCCUAGAAGAGGUUGACCCCCACUGGGAGGAGGAUGAGCAUCAGGAUGGUGGUGCCAGCCCACAGGACUCAGAGGCAGCUCCAGCUUAUGAAGAGGAGAAUGAGGCUGUAGAGGAGAUGCCCAUGAAGCUGCCCUGGAUUCAAGAGGAGAGAGAAGAUGAGGAGGAGGAUGGAGAGGAGGAGGGAGAAGAUGAGGAGGAGGCAAAUGUCCUGCUGGAUAGCUGUCUGGAGGCGCAGGCUGGCGAGGACCUGACUGGAGUAGACAGAAGCCAGCCCCAGAGGGCCUCCCAGCAGGAGCUGCAGGAGGAGGCCGUGACCACCAGCCCAGAAGUGCCUGCUACAAAAGAGCACCCGGAAGUGCAGGUGGAAGAUGUUGAUGCGGACAGCCAUCCCCUGAUCGUGGAAAAUACCCCCUCACCUGAGCUGCCACCACCUUCUCCUGCCAAAGCCGACACCCUCACGGUCCCAGGAUCUGCCGCAGGAACAGAAAGGAAGAGGCUGCCCUCCCAAGAUGAUGAGGCUGAAGAGCUCAGGGCACUGUCACCAGCUGAGUCCCCCAUGGUCGCCUGGUCAGACCCAUCCAGCCCACAAGGCACUGAUGGCCAGGAUCGUGCAACCUCCACGGCCAGCCAGAACAGCGCCAUCAUCAAUGACCGGCUCCAGGAGCUGGUGAAGCUUUUCAAGGAGCGGACGGAGAAGGUGAAGGAGAAGCUCAUCGACCCUGAUGUCACCUCCGAUGAGGAGAGCCCAAAGCCCUCCCCGGCCAAGAAAGCCCCAGAGCCUGCCCCAGUCGUGAAGCCGGCUGAGGUGGGGCAGGCGGAGGAGGAGCACUAUUGCGACAUGCUCUGCUGCAAGUUCAAGCGCCGCCCCUGGAAGACGUACCGCUUUCCCCAGAGCAUCGACCCGCUGACCAACCUGAUGUACAUCCUGUGGCUGUUCUUUGUGGUGCUGGCGUGGAACUGGAACUGUUGGCUGAUCCCCGUGCGCUGGGCCUUCCCUUACCAGACACCAAACAACAUCCACCUCUGGCUGCUGAUGGAUUAUCUAUGUGAUCUCAUCUACCUCCUGGACAUCACCGUGUUCCAGCUGCGCCUGCAGUUUGUCAGAGGGGGAGACAUCAUUACAGACAAGAAGGAAAUGCGGGACAACUACCUGAAAUCUCGUCGCUUUAAGAUGGACAUGCUCUGCCUCCUGCCCUUGGACUUCCUGUAUUUGAAGUUUGGCGUGAAUCCCCUACUGCGCUUGCCCCGCUGUUUGAAGUACAUGGCCUUCUUCGAAUUUAACAGCCGCCUGGAAUCCAUCCUCAGCAAAGCCUAUGUUUACAGGGUCAUCAGGACCACGGCCUACUUGCUCUACAGUCUGCAUGUCAACUCCUGUCUGUAUUACUGGGCAUCUGCCUAUCAGGGCCUUGGCUCCACUCACUGGGUUUACGAUGGUGUGGGAAACAGUUACAUUCGCUGUUACUACUGGGCUGUGAAGACCCUCAUCACCAUUGGUGGGCUGCCUGACCCCAGAACGCUCUUUGAAAUUGUCUUCCAGGGGCUGAACUAUUUCACGGGUGUCUUUGCUUUCUCUGUGAUGAUCGGACAGAUGAGAGACGUGGUGGGGGCCGCCACCGCAGGGCAGACCUACUACCGCAGCUGCAUGGACAGCACAGUGAAAUACAUGAAUUUCUACAAGAUCCCCAGGUCCGUGCAGAACCGUGUCAAGACCUGGUACGAGUACACCUGGCAGUCCCAAGGCAUGCUGGACGAGUCAGAACUGAUGGUGCAGCUUCCAGACAAGAUGCGGCUGGACCUUGCCAUCGACGUGAACUAUAACAUUGUCAGCAAAGUGGCUCUCUUCCAGGGCUGUGACCGGCAGUUGAUCUUUGACAUGCUGAAGAGGCUUCGUUCUGUCGUCUAUCUGCCCAACGAUUAUGUGUGCAAGAAGGGGGAGAUAGGCCGAGAGAUGUACAUUAUAAAAGCAGGAGAGGUGCAGGUGUUGGGCGGCCCCGAUGGGAAGGCUGUGCUGGUGACGCUGAAAGCCGGAUCUGUGUUUGGAGAAAUAAGCUUACUGGCUGUUGGGGGCGGGAAUCGGCGCACAGCCAAUGUGGUCGCCCAUGGGUUUACCAACCUCUUCAUUCUGGAUAAGAAGGACCUGAAUGAAAUUUUGGUGCAUUAUCCUGAGUCUCAGAAGUUACUCCGGAAGAAGGCCAGGCGCAUGCUGAGAAAUAACAACAAGCCCAAGGAGCCGAAGAGCGUGCUCAUCCUUCCUCCCCGGGCAGACCCCAAGCUCUUCAAUGCUGCCCUGGCCGUAGCAGGAAAGAUGGGCGCCAAGGGAGCCAAAGCCGGUAAACUUGCCCACCUGAGGGCUCGGCUCAAAGAACUGGCUGCACUGGAGGCAGCUGCGAGGCAGCAACAGUUGCUGGAACAGGCCAAGAGCUCGCAGGAUGCUGCAGGAGAGGCAGGCCAGGCGGCCCCAGACCAGGACCAGCCCCCAGUGCGUGAGCACCCAGAGCCCCAGGAGCCCCCGGCCACACGCUCUUCGCCACCUGCCUCGCCACCUGCCUCGGAGAGGCCUGAGGAAGGUGGGGAGGGGGAGGCCGGGCCCUCGGAGCCAUCGGUGCUGAUCCGCAUGAGCCCAGGCCCCGAUCCCAGUGAACAGAUCCUGUCGGUAGAAGUCCCGGAGGAGAAGAAGGAGGCCGAGUGAGGGCCUCCCCUCCAGGCAGGUGUAUCCACCCGCACCCAGGCGGGUCCCCCAGCCCCGUGCCUCGCUUCCCGCAGGCCCAGACUCCAGGGGCAGUAGAGUCCAUCCCACCACUCCUGCCCCCGCAUCGGUUUCUGCCACCGCUGGUCUUGAAGUCAACAAAUGUAGUGUUCGUGCCCCUAAGUCCUCACCAUCACCUGAGAACCCUACCUCUCCUGACUCUUAUUUUUAAGAACAAAAUUCUUUUCCAUUUUAGAAGUUUAUAGGCAGAGCAUAGAAUGGGGCUCCGAGCCCUGAGAAGCUCUGCUGGAGACUAAAGCGUUAUCAAAUGUUUGAAUUUCAUCUCCCACGUUUGAAGGAUAGAAAACCUGCCAGCAAAAAAAAAAAAAAAGAAAAAGAAAAAAAAAGAAAAAGAAAACCUGCCAGCAGUUGUGGGAGGCCCGGCUGGCUCCGUCGGUAGAACAUGUGACUCUUGGUCUCAGGGUUGCAAGUUCAAGCCCCACCUUGGGUGUAGAGAUUACUUUAAAACACCCUGGUCAGCACAAAGGGUGGUUGUGCUGGUCAUUUGACCCGAUGAUCCGUGCUGGGCAGUCACAUUAGGGAUCCUCUGCUCAUUAGAGCGCUUAGCACCCAUCUUCCCCAGGCUGUAUUUAGUUCCAAGUGUGAGACCAGUCUUUCAGAACAUAAAAUGGAAGUGGACUUACUGGCAAUGGGCUGUGAGCGGUUCUGAGCACCCCUGCCAGGCCCCCAAUUCUGGUCUGCAGAGAGUCACGCUUGCUUGCUUCCGACACCUUUGCUAUAGAGAUGAUGGCAGCACCUUCCAUUAAUCCUGGGAGACAGAAAUCGCCGACACCACUGAAGUUCCUAAGGUUUCUCCAGAUUAAGUUACAUUGCUUCAAUGAUUCAAGAUACAGGGGGGGGCCGGGUGGGGAGGAGUCAUUCAGUCACUGAAUAUUGGGAGGAUUUUAUUUGCAUAUCUAAUGGCUCUUGGGGGAGUAAGUGAUUAAAAACUAGUGUUGGGCCAUUUGUUUCCACCAGCAACAACAAACACCAAAGGCCUGGAAUUCCAAGAGGUACUGCCCACUUCGUAUCAAAUUAUAGGACACUGUGCUCUGCUGCUGGGGCCUUCAAGGGCUUGCAAAUGUGUCUAUUUGUCUGUCAGUCUAAAAGCAGAACAUUCCUUUCCCCUGUGAAAAAAAAAUGACACAAUAUGGAAGUUGCCAGGCUGCUCUAAACAUUUCCAAAUCCCAGGGUAACAGAUUUAUCUAGUCGAUGACAUGCCUCGUGAUCUGAGUAAUCACCACAUCGAAUAUAGCGAUGAGCAACAUUAGGUUAGCCUUUUAAAAAGCUUUUAUUAAUUUAUUUUAAUAGCUAGUAACAUAUUUUCAUGGGUAGGAAAGGCUACCCAGUUAAAAUGAUCUCUCCUACCUCUUGUGCCCAGUCCCCUUCCUGGAAGCCACCACCACUAUCAGCUCCUCCUGCCCUUUUUUUCUUUACACAAAUAGUAACACUCUAGUGCUGCUGUUUUUCAUUUGUUUUGAAGUUCCUCCUUUCUUAGUACAACAAGGGCAUGUUGACUUUUCAUGCCUGCAGUCUGGUCCAUUGAAUGCAAGUCCCAUCACAUUGAAUUGCUCUCCCAUGAACAGGCAUUUGCAGGGUUUCCAAUCUCAUGCUGUUGAAAAUAAGGCCGCAAUAAACAAAAAUCUUAUGCAUAAUUUCACUGGUCAACACUAUUUUUAAGUAGGGAGAGUCUGGCGGUUUGGGCUCAUUUUUGUCUUUGCAACCCCAUUUAUCAUAGUCGUAUUUGCAUCACGUAUUCUAAGAUCCAGGCAUAGAGAAAUGCUUCCAUCUUUAGCCAAGUAUUUCAGAUAUAUCAAUAAAGUCAAUGUAUUACCCUUCAGUAGAUGGCAAAAUGUUUCAAAGGCACCUUCACUGUGAGAUCUUACUUUACAAGGAAUCUUUUUUUUAUAUGAAUAUACUCAUUCUUUUAGAUACUAACCCUUGAAUGUAUACUGCUUAUUAUAUAAAGUGAAAGAUUCUUGAGGUUCCCGAGAACUGUCCUGGAAAGAAAAUUGAUUUUGAAAUGAGAUGAGCGGUAUCUUAAUUUCACUGUGAUACUUCCUUAAACUCGACACUUUCAAAAAGUUGGAUGUUAGGUAAAUUGAAUUUGAGGCUAGCAUUAUUCUCCAAAUAGAAUUGGACUGGUUGGUCGCCAAGGUCUGGAUGGUACAGCUCAGAAUACUGUAAUUCUGCAACUGAAACAGAAUCUUUAUUUAUGUGUGUUGAAUCUCUACCAAUUUCCAAUGUCUCAACAUUUCCUGUACUGUGGUAGAAAAUGAAUAGGAAGCUAUUUUUUAAACUAUAUAAAUAUUUUAAAUAGAAUUAAAACCAAGAAGCUGUUUAAAAUUUCAUUAUCAAAAUGUAUUUGGCUACCUGGAAUAUUUUCAUUUGUUUUCUUAGCAAACAUGAACACUGUAUUUAGAC
Messenger RNA from Nyctereutes procyonoides (raccoon dog), 6087 nucleotides. RefSeq names its product cyclic nucleotide gated channel subunit beta 1 (gene CNGB1). Gene Ontology annotation, molecular function: intracellularly cGMP-activated cation channel activity; intracellularly cAMP-activated cation channel activity; protein-containing complex binding. Gene Ontology annotation, cellular component: photoreceptor outer segment; intracellular cyclic nucleotide activated cation channel complex; plasma membrane. Gene Ontology annotation, biological process: monoatomic cation transmembrane transport; retina homeostasis. The record is from RefSeq and is a predicted model, not a curated record. NCBI's taxonomy places the organism in Eukaryota, Metazoa, Chordata, Mammalia, Carnivora, Canidae.